Molecule: messenger RNA, 3142 nt
Organism: Wasmannia auropunctata (little fire ant)
Lineage: Eukaryota; Metazoa; Arthropoda; Insecta; Hymenoptera; Formicidae
Product: sodium/bile acid cotransporter 7-like
Exons: 6
Coding region: 1395-2390 (331 amino acids)
Cellular component (GO): plasma membrane
Source: RefSeq, a predicted model, not a curated record
AGGAAAGGCAUGAUGCGUCAGUGUCAACUGUCAGUUGCGUCAACUCGUAGGCCGGGGAAACGUUUUAUCGGUCACGCUCCCGGCCAGAUUUGUGACGGCUCCCGAUUCUGCCCCCGAAGAUGACACGUUCGUUGGCUGGAUUACUCCUCGCUGCUCGGCUAACGACCUCCUCCCCGACGGAGGAGCUCCGAAAUUAGAACGGGGGAACAAUUAAAUAUAAUUCCUCGCGAAGCACACAUGUCGCCGACUAAAUAGAUAAUCUUCAGUGUGUCGUAAAUAAUUCCGCAUGUUAUUACACGUCUGCGAAAGCUAUACUUUUUAGGACAUAAGUUCACGAGUUCCCUCUUAAAAAUCCACGAAUUAUACAUUAGCUCGCAGUAUUUCUCGUUUAUAAUUUUAGUCGACUAUAGACAUAAUGUAUACAUGAAUAGCGUGUAACAGUGCAUGUAACGCGAUUACGCAUAUAUAUAACAAUAGUUGUUAAAUAAAUAAUCAACUUUUACUUGUACGAAAGAGGAAUUUCCUUAUUCGAUUUCGGCACCAUUUCAAUUCCUUUCAAUAUAUACUUAUUACGGGAAGUAGUCCUGUGCAAACACGUUUCUUUUCUUACAUUCGUUCAUCGCUUCCAGAUAUAAUCUUACGCAAUCUUUUACGCUUUUUUUAGCACGAUGAGACGAUAGAGUGUACAAUAAUAUAGACGAUUGCAUAUAGACAAGUCACCAAUGUCGGCCUCUUCAUUGCAAUUAUUUCAAAUAUAUAUUGUAAUUAGAUACACGUUUUUCAGGAAUCUUUACGUACACUGAUUAAUAUUUUUGAUCUUUUGCAUAGCAUUAUUGAUUUUCUCUGUCUUUCAACAAUCAGAAUAUAUGAAAGCAUUGUAAAAAUCUGUAUUGAAAUUAUUUUACUAAUUUAUAUUCUAAUUAAUACACAAUAAUUGCUAAUAAUUAAUAGAAUGCAUUUGCAGCAAGUUUCUUACGAUUUUUCACGUUUCACAUUUUAUGCAUCUUGUUUGUCUAAGAAUGUCACUUUCAUUGUUGCUCCGUUCGAUAAGAUUGACUGGCGCACAAGUUGCAGCAUCAAUUAACUUGAAUUACUUGAGAAUAAGUUUACACGAUUAUAGAGUAUUAACUGCCACAAAUGAAUUUAUUGAUAAUGAUGUCUUAAAGUUGAAGAGUUAAUUUGAUUUCCUCUUUGCUCUUUUCACUUCAUUGACGAUUACUGUAGAGCCUGAAAAUUUAGCUUUCACGCAUGCUUCCUUAGGUAAGAUUAUCGAGGGUAAUUAUUAUCUUAUAAAUGCAUUUUAUAUACGCAAAUAAUUUUUCUCUACUGUAAGAUGCCGCUAUGAAGAGUACAAAAUGUGUUUCUCUUUUAUUUAGGUUUCAAAAUAACUUAAAAUGUGUGUAAACGUCGAUCUACAGCCAAGGAAAAAAACGAAUAUUUUCUAUCGAUACGGAUAUGUUCUGUUAAUGCUCGCAUGCAUGGUAUUUGCGACCAUUCAACCGCACAUUGGUGGGACAAACGGCAUAAUCGAUGGUAACUUUAUCAUUCUCUAUUUCGCUGUGCCUUUGACGUAUUUAGAAGCUGGUUUAUUAUGCGAUCCCAAGUCCCUGUACUCGACGUUGAGGGAUGGCUAUCUUCUGACAUUUGUGAUGGUAUUCGUGUACAUUUUGAUGCCCUCUCUAGCACGAAUCGGGACGUAUCUGUUGACCUACGCGAAAGUUAAUGUUUGGCUACUCAAAGGAAUAGAGGUCCUUUACUGUAUGCCACCGCCAUUCAGUACGGGACUCACUCUGUGCCGUCUGGCACAGGCUGAUUUGCCUACGAGCGUAAUUACCACGCUGGUGUCGCACUUUGGAGGCUUAUUCUUAUCUCCUCUUUUACUGUAUCUAAUGCUAGGAACAUCUACUCCACCAUUAGUCGGGAUUAAUAUUAAAGAGACUGUAUGCAGCACGCUUAUUCCACUGGGAACGGGUAUCCUCUUGCGGAUGUUCGUACUGAAGGGCAGAUGCUGGAAUGUCAAUACGAAUUGGUUUUCCCAAGGUUUACUGCUGACAAUAGCGUACCACUGGUUCUGCGAUGCUGUUCUGGCAGAUGCUUCGUCGUUGCAAGCGGUGGACGUACUGUUCUGCGUACUUAUUGCGUGCCUAGGCCAACUCCUUCUCAGCAGUUUGUGCUGGCUCUUGUGCUCCCAGUGGCUACCGCGAAACAUUCUGCUGGCUGCGUUAUUCACCAGCACUCACAAGUCUGUUAGUCUCGGCGGUUGGAUCUUGCGCGGGGCGUACCACGGCUCAGCUCACGGCCCGGAAGUGAAUUUGCCGUUGACGAUAUUACCCGUCGCACAAUUGUUAUUGGGUAGCCUGUUAGCCAGCUGGCUGGCUCCGUUUAACUAACAUUCUGUCUUAUGCACCAUCUUCACAUUAAAUUUUAGAAGAUAUUUAAUUAGAUUGUUAAAAACGUUUAGAUAUAUAAAUAAAGCAUGGAAUAUCAAAAAAGAAAAUAAACUGAAUAAAUAUAUCGAUUGUCAAUACCUUUAUAAACCUUUUAAGGAACCUUUUUAUGUUAACUAAGUAAACUCGAUGCAGAGGAUCAUUUUUAUGUUUUAUUAAAUAGUUUUUUUCGUUCAUUAGUGAAAUUAUCUGGAAUGAUUACGUUUGGAACGAGCAAUUUUGAGUACGAAUAAUUAUUUUAUUUAUAAUCGUUAUAUAUAAUUCGAUACUUACCUUGAAACUGGAUGGAAUGGUUUGUGUGUAAGAAUUACGUAUUACUGCUUUAGUUUCUGGAUUGAAAGAAUUUAUGUAAAUAUGCGCGAGAAAUACUUCUGAUAUAUAUGUAUAUAUACAUAUAUCAGAAUCAUUGCAUUUUUCAGUAAUCUAAUCUAAACUGACAUCUUUUAAAAAGGAACAAUAGGGAUAAUACAUUGUACUGCUCAUUAUUACAAGAAUCGUUUUAAAUAGGUACAAUAGGUAAAAGUCAACAGCCAAUCGAGCGAGAUGUUACGAUUGAAUCAUACAAUAUAGAUACCUAUUUGUAUUGUAUAAAUUACAAAUAUAGUUUCCUCAUCUUCGAAUGAAAAAGUUCUGAAUAUAUCCUCGAAAUUACAAGCUCCUACUUAUCCUAAGUCCGUCUAGCGUGUUAACGAGCC